Messenger RNA from Gymnogyps californianus (California condor), 2056 nucleotides. RefSeq names its product mevalonate kinase (gene MVK). Gene Ontology annotation, molecular function: ATP binding; mevalonate kinase activity. Gene Ontology annotation, biological process: cholesterol biosynthetic process; isoprenoid biosynthetic process. NCBI's taxonomy places the organism in Eukaryota, Metazoa, Chordata, Aves, Accipitriformes, Cathartidae. Gene Ontology annotation, cellular component: cytoplasm. The record is from RefSeq and is a predicted model, not a curated record. The transcript is spliced from 10 exons. Bases 2 to 1207 code for a protein of 401 amino acids.
GAUGUGGGAGCGGAGCCUGGUGCUGUCCGCCCCGGGGAAGGUGAUCCUUCACGGGGAGCACGCCGUGGUGCACGGCAAGGUGGCCUUGGCCGUGGCGCUGGACCUGAGGACCUUCCUCCGCCUGAGGCCCUGCGGUGAGGGCAGGGUGUGCGUCCGCCUGCCCGGCGUCGGCGUCGUGAGGAGCUGGGACACCCUUCGCCUCCAGGCCCUGCGGAGGGGCUUUGCAGGCAAGCGCUGGGAGGAGGAAACUGCUGCCCGUUCCCCCAGCGUAGAACAGCUGGAUACACUGAAAGAGUUUGCUGGAAUCUCUGCCGGAGCCUCAGCUCCUGAGAGCCUUGCUACUCUUGCCUUUCUUUAUAUGUGCCUGGCUAUUUCGGCUAAGUAUGGAAAUGUUCCGAGCGUGGACAUACUGGUGUGGUCUGAGCUGCCCACGGGAGCUGGGCUGGGUUCAAGUGCCGCCUACGCUGUUUGCUUGGCGGCGGCCCUGCUGACGGCGUGCGGAGCCAUCUCGUGCCCUUUGAAGGACGGAGAGUCCACAGCCAGGUGGACAGAAGAAGAGCUGACUUUGAUUAACAGCUGGGCCUUCCAAGGGGAGCGGGUGAUCCACGGCAAUCCCUCGGGUGUGGAUAACGCUGUUGCUACCUGGGGUGGAGCCCUGAGAUACCAAUCAGGAAAAAUCACACCAUUAAAGAGGGUGCCGAUGCUGAGGAUCUUGCUGACCAACACAAAAGUCCCUCGGAGCACCAAAGUCCUGGUGGCCAGUGUCAAGGAGAAGAUCCUGAAGUUCCCUGCUAUAAUGAACCCGGUGCUGGACUCCAUCGAUGCAAUUUCUCAGGAGUGCCAAAGUGUUCUGGAAGCGAUGCCUGCAAAUCCAUCACCAGAGUAUUACCCUGUGCUGGAGGAACUCUUUGAUAUAAACCAACACCACUUAAACGUGAUCGGAGUCGGCCAUCCCUCCCUGGACAGGCUGUGCCGGGUGACGGCGUCCCAUGGCCUGCAUAGCAAGCUGACCGGGGCCGGCGGGGGAGGCUGUGGCAUCACCCUGCUGAGAUCAGACACCUCCCCGCUGGCCGUGGAAGCAGCCAAGCGAGACUUAUGUGCCUGUGGAUUUGAAUGCUGGGAGACCAGUAUCGGGGCCCCCGGAGUGACCCUGCACUCCUCCUCGUCUUUAAACGCCGAAGUGCUGCACGCGCUCUCCGAGAGUUAAGCUUCUGCCUCUGGCAAGACUGGGCUCUUGGCACCAUGUCCUCGGAGCGAUAGCUGUGCGUGCCCUGAUGCCUGGAAACUUCUCUCCCGCUCUCCUGUGUGGCUGAAGGCCUCUCGACGCGGGUGCGGAGCCAGUUUCAGGCCUGGUGUCACUGGGAGUGGGGGCUGCGAUGAGGACCUGGGAGCAACUGCUUGCGCUUGGGCUAGGUGCGAGUUUGACCCAGGCUCUCAAAAUCCUGUUUUGAAUUUACUUACUCAACUGCUGGGCUAAUCCCAAGGGGCAGGAGGAGAGGGUCUUGGCUGGAUUCCAGCGCGGAUAAUGACACUUUGCUUGGUUCUGCUGCUUCGGAUGCAUGUGGUGUCUCUUGCCUUCUCCCCUGGCGUCCUGCGAGGGCGGGCAGCGGAGGCUGGCAAGGUGGAUGUGCAGAACGCUUUGACAUUUUUGGGUGAAAAGCAUCUUGGCAGCUCAGGGCUUGACACUCAGGCCUCGGUUUCUCCUGGACUGCAAUUCACGGUGGAGAGGAAACCUUUAAAUACAGCUUUUACCUACUACUAAUUAAGAGUUGGAUAAUUAAAAUGAAAGAUACGGCACAAUUCUAGUGAAAUUAUCACUGUUUUCACACUUUCCCAUAAUCUCUGCCUGGGUCCCGUAGCCAGACUCUGGUUUUUGUUCACGUGCUCGAGGUCUGGUUCAAACAGCAACUGUCACCUGCAAGGAGGGUGGCUACAGGCGAGGGCAGUCUUAAAAUUUCUACUUGCAGUAGCUGUUCUGGGAUCUCUCACGCUUCAGUCUUAAACAAGCAUGCCCUUGACCCUGCCUGUUUGUUGGGUAUGCAAAACCCGCCGCUGC